Molecule: messenger RNA, 4409 nt
Organism: Aplysia californica (California sea hare)
Lineage: Eukaryota; Metazoa; Mollusca; Gastropoda; Aplysiida; Aplysiidae
Product: ceramide-1-phosphate transfer protein
Exons: 5
Coding region: 966-1910 (314 amino acids)
Biological process (GO): intermembrane lipid transfer; ceramide transport
Cellular component (GO): membrane; cytoplasm; cytosol
Molecular function (GO): ceramide 1-phosphate transfer activity; ceramide 1-phosphate binding
Source: RefSeq, a predicted model, not a curated record
AUCAAGCAAGGGACAGACAAAGUGACGCCGCCGGGAUAGGGACAGAGUGAGAGAAGCGCUGAGUGGGUACAUCUGUGUGUCUGUGUACAUCUGUGUGUGUACAAUUGUAUUCUGUGCAUGUGUGUGUGCAUGAGUGUGCACGUACGUGCGUGCGUGUGUUGGAUGUGUGUAAAAUCAGUUCAAGUAAGAAACAAACGUCUUCUCCCGUACAAAGCAGGUUCACCACACAAGGUUGGGCUAUACCUUCUGUCUUUACGGAGAAAAACAACCAAAUGCCUCGCGAGACAGAUUGUUAGUAGAAUAGAGGCCUACUCAAAAACUCGACUCCCCGGAACGAGGAGCGAGUGGAUUGUACCAGUACCUAAUAGAAUGCACGGAUUGUAACACUGUUAUUAACAGUUACUUACAGUAGUAUGGAUUAUAACAGUAUUUAACAAUAGUAUGGAUUAUAGCAGUGACUUGCAGUGGUAUAAAUUGUUACAGUAACCAUCAAUAUAAUGGACUGUUACAGUAACUAACACUACCCCCCACACCUCGCACGGAAACAACCAAAGAAGAGGGUACAGCGGUCAAGAACUGAGGCUAGAGGAUGAGUUGUCCAACUGAAGUAACAACUUGAGUCUGAGAGUUGUCCAACGUAGCUGUGAGUUGUCUAACCGAGAGUCUCAUGGAGCAGGUGGAGCAUUCCAGCACUUGACCUACUUCUCACCCCCCCCCCCCCCACACACACACAUCUGGAGCGUGAGUGCAAAGGUCAAGGGAGAGGAGAAAGCUAUUUUCAGCUGAUGACUGACUUACUUGUGUGUGCUCUCCUAGUCUAGCGCAUCCUUCCAUCCCUCGCCUCGGCUCGCUGUUGCCUCACACCAAGGAGUACUAUAUAGAUACAGUAAUAGCACUCCUUGCCUCACGCUUACACGCGCCAGAUCCCCGCACUAUGAUGUGAGUACACUACUAGAGAGGUAGAGAUGAUGAACUACUUGAUCAACGUCAUCAGUCGCCAUCGACGGCUGGUCUUGGUCCUGUCUGUCUGCUUGUUGCUGGUCCUGGCCUUCGCUCUCAGAACAUCAGAGAAGGAUCGACCCUCUGCUGAGCACUCGGGAGUUUUGGGACAGUUGGAGUCCCUCAGAGCAGCGAAGGCGGGAGGGGAGGGUGUCGGUGGUGGGGAGGAGGACACUGACAGACGAGCGGACCAUAAACUCAACUGGGUGCUCAAAAGUUUGUCUCAGAGUCAAGGGAAAUCUUCCGACAAACCCGACUUGACUUCCGGCGUCAAAAUGGCUGCCUCGGAUGCUGAAAAAUUUGACGCAGAGAAAGUGCUGAAGCUUUUCUCUUCUUGUCGAGGAGAUGGCGACAUUCUAUCCCUGGAUUGUUAUGUGGAUGCCUACGAAGAGCUUUGCAAGCUCUUCCGUCUGUUUGGGACAAUCUUCUCAUUUGUCACGUCUGACGUCGAGGAGAAAAUUGGAAUCCUUCGAGAUUUCCGCAAGGCUGAAAAUGCGGAAAGCUACAAGACUAUUCAGUCCAUGCUCGACUACGAAGUUGCCAACAGCCUGACCAACAUGAAGAAAAGACCGUCGGGGGCGAGAACUCUUCUACGUCUUCAUCGUGCCCUGGAGUUCAUCUCAGCGCUGCUGAUGAAGAUUCGGGACACGGACAACUCAGUCAAGUUCUCCUCGGUGGCGACAAAAGCCUACGACGAAACUCUGGCGAAACACCACCCGUGGCUGGUGAAGAAAGCGGUGCACGUCGCCAUGUACAUGCUGCCCAGCCGACCUGAUCUCCUCAACAAAAUGAGCAUAGAGGACAGCAACGCUGGUAAGGCCAGGAUGACAGAUCUUAUAGACGAGCUCAAUGUUAUAUAUAACAUUACCCAAAAGUUGUAUGAAAAAGAUAAUUUGUUAGAUUUGCCGUGAUUAUAUAAAUAUAUAUGUUACAUGUUAAGGCUCAAGACUGUGUGUGUUUUGUCAAGUGUGACACUUUUCCCUUCAUCUCAUUUCUUCACGUCAUCAUGUGAAACGUUCCUAGCUUAUACUUUGUAUGGGAUGGAGAGCUUCAAUAAACAAUGUGAUCUAUUAUUAUUAUUAUUAUUAUUAUUAUUUCCUUUUGAUUUUAAAGUUCUUAUUUCAUCAUGCUAGAGUGCUCAUGAAUGAUCUUAUGCCGUUGGGAGUGCAGUAAAACUUUACCAAAACAAAAACUUGGUCUAGCUGACCUGGGGUAUUUUUUCUCAGUUGAUAUGACAUAAUUUGUGCGAUGUGUGAUGACCUACUUUCACUUCACGUGUCAUGGUUUUGUUUUGUGUCGGUGUGAACGUGUCCACUGUGGAGUGACCGCUGUGAUUCCGUACUGGCCGCGACUUAAUGAGUUACGAUAACACAAUGUGUGACUAACGGUGGAGAGAUCUGGGCCUGUUGCUGAGAUGUAUUUGAUGGCUUUUAUACUUGUGGAGCUGCGUCAUUUGGAUCAGAAAAUGGGAACAGAUUGUUCGGACCAACCAAGCUAUUUUCUAUUUCAUCAGGCUACAGAGAAUGAUGUGUGUGGUGUGGACUCUAUUGCUCUCGUUGUGUGAGACAAAAUGUUAUUGUGGUCUUGUUUUUGGAAGUAUUGGUGGAACCUGGAGUGAAGAUGUCCAUACUUUAUUUUGUAACGGUAUUUUUGAUUUGUUUCAGUUUUUUGGUGAAGCCUUCCACUUGACUUUAUUGUCCGUUAUUUUUGUUUGAGAGGGAUUUCAUGUUUAGGAGUCAAUUUUUGAAAACAUUUUGUUUUGUUUUAUGUUGCAUUUGAUUGUGCAAUACACUCUAAGUCCAUGAAGUCCUCACUACGUGUGCUUUUUUAUGACAAUGGUGAUGUUUGUAAGAUAACCAGUGGGCUCUCAAUAUCCUGGUGAUGCAUGUAUAUAUAUAUAUAAUAAUAAUAUAUAUACUCGUAUAUGUAUACAUACAACCACAUGUACUCAGAGCUGAGGGAGUGAAGCUACAACAGUGAUAAGAGUUUGGUUGAAGGAGUCAUCUGUUUCGUUAUUAAGUAAAGAAAAAUCCAUCUUGGAGGAAUAAUGAAACCGCCCAAAAUUCCUUCAUUAACCAGAUCUGUUGGAAUUCUGAUCGCGUCAAGGGAAGUUGCAAUGCGAAGAAUGUAGAAGGAAAAAAAAUGGGAGUUUUGAAAUCUAGACCUAGUGUUAACAGGAAUUUUGUGUAAACAACUUCAUGUUAAACAAAUUCCACGGCAUCUGGAAAAAAUGUUUCCAGCAUGGUGUUUUGGUAGAGGAGUUGUAGCAUGGACAUUUCUCCCCUCGUCAGUGUUACUUUAUGGAUGGAUUAUUGUCAAGUAGUUUUUGACUGAUUCGAAUGAUAAAAUCCUGGAAGACUUGAAGUUUGCUUGGCUGCACGGCACAAUGACUUACAAAUAUUGAACAGUCUAAGACUAAGGGACUAAGGCACCUGAUAAAUUUGUUCAAAAGGGCAACAGACAUGAAUAAUGUGACACAGUUAUGCAUUUAUUUAAUACUGUAUUGUAUUGUAUGUUGUUGUUGUUUUUUCUUGGGCACACUCAAUUUUGAUCUUGAUAAUAUUGCACUUUAGUUGGAGCCUAUGAUCCAUAUAGGGUCAUACUGAUACUAUCUUCAUCUUCUUGAACACAUUUUUCCAUUAUCGAAGCUUUACUAAAAGACAGGCUGUACGAUACCAACAUGUGAACAGACAGAGAUAAGAAGAAUCAGCAAAUUGAAGGGAAUUUCACAGUUGAUAAAACUUUGUGCGAAGAGCAAGGAAUGUUUGGUCUCCAGGUUGUCAAAGCAGUUUAGGUGAAUAAAACUUUGGGGUGAGGGUUUGAUCAUCGGCGUGUUGUAAAGUUGGUAGUUUCUAGAUGUGUGGAAAGUAUUUUACACUUUUCGAAGAUACUCACAUUGUUCCGGUUUCACUGUCACUGUGUGUGUGUGUGUAUGUGCGUGUGUGUCAGUGUGCGUGUGUAAAGUUGUUCGUUCUACAGCGCUCUCUCUCUGGCCAAAGUUACCUGCUUCAGUGACUGGGAUAGUCUCACCGUUGUGCGGGAUUCUGGAGUUUUGUAGUCUGGUGCGAGACAGCAGAAGAAGGUGUUGUGUGUGAGAUUCUGGAGUCUUGUACCGUGAUAAGAGACAGCGGUAGGCCUACACGGUGCGUGUGUGUGUGUGUAAGCCGGCGGACAGACUGUUCAACAAGUGGUUACUGGUUUCUGCUGUGUCUAGCUCAAAUUAUGCAUUUUCUAGAAACUGUUCACGUGCGUGGACAGCAUUGCAAAGUUUUAUGUGAGUCACAGCUUGGUCUUUACAAUGGUUUCUUUUGUAGCGGGACGGAUUUAUUCUGACAGCUGUCUGCGUGUUUGUGGCUGAGUUAUGUUAUGUUAUAUCUGUGACAUCGUAGUGAAAUCAGGCUCGUGUCAUU